Messenger RNA from Didymosphaeria variabile, 564 nucleotides. RefSeq lists its product as uncharacterized. The record is from RefSeq and is a predicted model, not a curated record. The transcript has a single exon. Lineage: Eukaryota; Fungi; Ascomycota; Dothideomycetes; Pleosporales; Didymosphaeriaceae. The coding region runs from base 1 to 564 and encodes 187 amino acids.
AUGAAGGGUUUCACUUUCGCCACUGUCGCCGCUCUCGCUGCCACCACUUUCGCUGCCACUGUCACGCUCGAGCAGACUCCCUGCCUCCAGCCCAACGCUACCUCGCUUGACCAGUUCGAUGUCGAUGUCGACAAGCUCACCGUCAUCGACCUUGCCUCAGUCUGUGGCCUGAAGAUUGUCUCCGCUGAUGGCGUUGACAAGAGCAAAGUCUCGUGCCAGGCUUUCAAAGACGCCGAGGGCAAGGAGACGGGGUCCGCUAAAUUCACUGCCGACAAGAAUGCCAUGAUUGCCACCAACCCCGUCCAGGAGAAGGCCAUCCUCUGCGUCAGCGAGGGUGAUGUUACCAGCGCCCAGCCGACUACCUUUGCCGUUGUCUCUACCACCGCAUCUCUCGCUGCCCCUACUGGCGGUGCCUCUCCUUCUGGCAACAGCACCAGCAACCCCACCUCUCCCAGCCAGCCUUCUGCCUCCUCCACCAACCCCGCCGACCAGGGCGCUGCCAGCACCAUCGGCAUGAGCUUCGGCGCUCUCUCCGCCGCCGCCAUCGCCAUGCUCUUCUUGUAA